UAUAUAUACACUUACCUCUUGUUCCCGGUGCUCAGUUGGGAGAACUGAGGUCUUCCGAGAGGACUCUCCGCUCCAGAGUCAGGAACCUCACCAACGAACUGGCUCUACUAAGGAAAGGGAUGCGUUCUUCUCCGUCGAGCUACCUCCAACCAAGACACACACCUCCCUCCUCUUCCUCCUCCGUUUUCAAGAAGACUCCCUCAUCGUCUACUGCUGCCUCUGGCAGUAGACAGUAGACAUAGACACGACAGAGGAACUCCUCCACCUUUAAGACCUCUGGCUCUCUGGAGAGGAGGAUAGGGAGGAGUAAUAGUGGAUCGUUGGAGAGGAAGAGAGGUGAGAGGAGAAGAGGGGGCAAUAGUGGGUCACUGGAGAGGGAGAGAGGGAGGUCAGGGUCCCACGAGAGGAGGCUGGCACUGGGAGUCUCCAAUAGCAGACUGAGGACACCUUCCCCAAGAGGUGUGGGUAGUGAUCUCUGGAUGAGGUUUGAUCCCUCGGCCUACGUGGAGAGCAAGAGAAGACAGCAGAAGGAAAACCAGGAGAGAUUCCAGAGGUUGAGGUCUCCCUCCUACCACGGCACGGGGACACACUCUCGCUCCAGUUCCCUGGAGAAACCCGUUGGUCUCCGCAGUCGAUCGGGUAGUGGGGGGAGUUUGGGGAGACCUCCACUGGGAGGACUCAGAGCUGGCUCCAGGAGUGGGGAGUCUCUCCGGUUGUUCCUCGCGGGGCUCCUGUCCAGCAUCGUCUCGUGGGUCCGUCCGCCGUCGACCGUCUCUCUCAGACCUGGAGCCCAGCCCUCCCACCAGUGGCAGAGGGAGGCGCAGAGGAUCACCGGACAUUAGUAACCACAGGAAGAGGGUGACAGGCAGUUCUGGAAGACUGCGCACAAGCACUCCAACAAGAACCUCAGCAGGCAAACCCAGUGGCAAUAGAACAACAGUGGUGGUGUACUGGACCACUCUGCAGAGAUGUCAGAGAUCGACGCUCGACUCAAUGCACUCCAGCAGUUCAUGAAGAGGUCUCUGGAGGCAACCAAAUCUAACGCGAUCCGCAGGUAGCCAUCAGUAAACACUCACCGUCUGUCAUUGACUGCACAUAUAUACCAUUCUCAAGCAUGUUGUUAUAGUAUUAUGUUCACCAAACCGUUCACUUUGUGUUUUCCUUCAGAGCAGACCACAUGUGCAUUAUAUAAAAACAUUUUUACUGGUGUGAUGAAUAAUGAAUCGUGGCGCUAUUUUCUCACGCUCAUUGGUCCGUAUCUCAGUUCUCUUUCAAACUGUUCGGCUGAUAGAGUUCCAUCUAUGGCCUCAAAGUUUUUGUUGAAGACGGAGUAGGCGCUGGGUUCCCAGGGCUUGCGUCUGCUGCCUCGUAGCGAUGUCACCAGCAGAUAGAGGAGCGAGGUUACGAAGAACACAGCUCCAAAGCCUACUUCGACAAAGAACCCCCACAAUAUGACCCACAGGAGUAUCUUCAGCAGAGUGAAGUAGAGGGAGGAGGAGGGGGGAGGCGGAGGAGGGCUAAAUGCACUGUUUACAGGGUCUCCGGGGCCUGUCUGAGAGCUAGAGAUAGUGACUUGAGGAGAUGGGUCACGUGAUAUACUAUCCGACGUUUUAUCUGUCGUGUGUUGCAAAGCCUGAUCAGUCUCCGCUUGUCGUCCAGCCGCUACCUCUGUAGAGGUAUGUACAUGACGCUCACUCAGCUCUGGUUUCUCCCGCUGUCUCACUCUCUUGUACUCCGCGAAACGUCUCUUCACGUCGUCCAUGCCGGCCACACCCCCAAAGUUACGUCAUCAUUUCGCGACUCUAUCUAAAGAUGGUGGCGUUUCCACUGGGAAAGUUGGCAUACCUGGGCAUUAAGCAGCUUGCGAAGCCCAUCUCCAUUCAACUGAGGUCUAGUGCAGCCAGACACCCGUUCGUGAGCAAGUAUAUCUGCGUCCCUCCCGCCCAAAUUCUCCACAUACUGGACACGUUUGUGAAACGGAGACUGAUGGGCAUAAAGGGAAAGGGGGAGGUACAAGCCGCUGAGUGAGGAGAGAGCAGUGGAGAUUGGCAGCGAGAUUAUUGGAGAGGCCUUCCUGUUCUCUGUGGCUUCAGGCUUCAUAGUCUAUGAGUACUGGCGGAGUGUUAGGAAGGACCAGAGAAAGGAAGACAUUCAGAAUCUCGAGAUAUCUCACCUCCAGACGCAGACUCAGCGACUGGAGCAGCAGAUGCUCCAGUUGCAGCAGACACUAGAGGGUCUACAGACUCAGCUACAGACACACUUGGACUCUUCUAGUAACAACAGGAUUCCUAGUACUAGUGAUACCUCACAGAAAUCAGCCGAUAAAUCCAAUUCUUGGUGGAUAUUUUGACAAUGAUAUUUAUAUAUACAUCUCAAAAAACAGGUUACUUGGGUCCAAUAUGCUAUGCUUUAGACGUGGGAUAUACAGGAAGUGCUACUGUAAAAUGUUAUGAAAUACCAAUAUUUGUUGCUUAAUUAGUGCUGCUUAACAAAACACUGGGAGCUCUAAUCACUCAGUUCAAACUACUAACCACUAAAGUUCUACUGACAAUUAUUUUUCUGUUUGUAGUGUCCACGAGGAAGCAGUUUAGCGGGUACAAACUACGCAAGUCAGCUCCUUUUCAGGAUUAUAUUCGGAUUCGGAGCAAGGAAGCCCGUCACACACUGCUUCAACAAGUUGAAAGUACGCCACGAGUUCGCCAGUCGGCACGACCAUUGUCAUCUAGUCCUGGGAUGGAUUCAGGGUCCUUAUCAACACACUCGUACGUCACACGACCAGCAUGAAUAAGAUUAUCUGCCGAAUCAUCAGUGCCGUGCAUCUGGUUGAGACGUAGCACACAGCACACGGAGCAUUGUGCCAAGUGCGCUCAGAGAGAGACGGCAGAGACCGAAAAUAAUAUUCGACUCCUGUCACAUGAGCUAUGCCCUGAGUCCCAGCCUCGAACUGGCUAUAGUCAGGAUCGUCUGGCAUGCAGAGAUAAUUGGAUGCUCCCCCUUUCCUGCGGUGAUCAGUCGCCCCAGCUCUCCCGGCAUAGACAAGCCCAGUUCCUUCGAUAUCUGGGCAGGUUGUCCGACCCCAGCGAGUGUAAAUGGCUCCUCCUGCUGCCAAGAAAUAAUUAUUGUAGUCAUACAUUGUGUUUUAUUCUGCAGCGGAGACAAAAGAUAUAUACACAGCACCUACUGUUAGACAAAGCUUAUGGUGGAACCUCCAAACGAGGGACACUAUGGGGCCAACGGUUGUGUUUAGAGAAGUCAUCCCACCCCUAUCUCGGAAGCCAAAUAAUAAUUAUCGUGGGGUU
Molecule: messenger RNA, 3299 nt
Organism: Geodia barretti
Lineage: Eukaryota; Metazoa; Porifera; Demospongiae; Tetractinellida; Geodiidae
Source: the annotation of a GenBank genome assembly